Messenger RNA from Tarenaya hassleriana, 1919 nucleotides. Its product is annotated as S-(+)-linalool synthase, chloroplastic-like. NCBI's taxonomy places the organism in Eukaryota, Viridiplantae, Streptophyta, Magnoliopsida, Brassicales, Cleomaceae. Gene Ontology annotation, molecular function: magnesium ion binding; terpene synthase activity. Bases 29 to 1783 code for a protein of 584 amino acids. The record is from RefSeq and is a predicted model, not a curated record. Gene Ontology annotation, biological process: diterpenoid biosynthetic process. The transcript is spliced from 7 exons.
CGUUAAUCCACCAUUUGUUCAUUAAGGCAUGGCUUUGAUAGUACCAAACACGGUUCCGUUUUCUUGCUCUGUGGAACCAAACAAGACUUCGAUGUCUUUCCGUUCGGAUUUUCUCUGUCCGAUCACUUCGUCGAGGACCCAAAAAAAUGCGAAAAAGUUUAUAGCAAGCUACGGUUACGCUCCAGUUUCCACCCCCUUGGAAACUUCUAAUGAUCAAAUCUCUGAUUAUAUAUGCGUAGCGGAUGAGGAGAAGAUGGUUAAGAAGAAGCUAAGGAGUACACUGAGUGAAAAAGGAGAGCCUACGCUUGAGACAUUGGAGAUGGUCGAUGCCAUUCAACGUCUAUCCAUCGAACACCAUGUUUUCAUCGAAAUUAAAGAGACCCUUCGAAAGCUUCACAUGCAACGGCAUAGAUAUAACUAUCAUGGCCGAGAUCUUCGUGAAGUUUCCCUUUGCUUUCGCCUCCUGAGACAGGAAGGUUACCACGUUUCAGCUGAAAGCCUGUUCGGAGAUUUCCAAGACAAGGACAGAGGAUUCAAAGGAGAGCUCGAAAACGAUAUAAAGGGUUUGUUGGAAUUGUUUGAAGCUUCGCAACUAAGCAUAGAAGGUGAAGAUAUACUCGAAAACGCCCGAGAAUUCGCGGGUAAUAACCUAGUAAGACUUUCUUUGAUCAGAGAGAGUUAUCAAGGACGGGUAAUAACGGAUGUAUUGCACAAACCAUACCAUAAAACCUUAUCAAGAAUAACCGCCAAGCGAUUCAUCGAAGUGAUCGAUGUUGUCCACGGAGGAAAAGAGUGGUUGCAGUCCCUACUACAAGUGGCUGAGAUCGACCAAAGCUUGCUAAAGACACUGCAUCAAGAAGAAGCUUCUAUAAUUCUCAAAUGGUGGAGAGAGCUAGGCCUAACAGGGGAAGUGAGAAAGGCAAGAGACCAGCCUUUGAAAUGGCACGCAUGGACCGUUGCAGUCAACCAAGAUCCAGGCUUAUCACAGCUAAGGGUUGCCAUGGCGAAAGUGAUACCGCUUGUUUAUAUAUUAGACGAUAUUUUCGACGUCUAUGGUGGAAUAGAUGAACUCACCAUCUUCACACAAGUUGUUGAGAGAUGGAACUAUGGUGACCUUGAGAAGCUACCGAAUCACAUGAAAGUGUUCUUCAAGACUCUAGACAUGAUCACGAUGGAGAUUAGCCACAAGAUCUACAAAGAACAUGGAUGGAACCCAAUCAAAUCUCUUCAGAAAUCGUGGGCGAGAUUGUGUGAAGCGUUCUUGGUGGAAGCGAGGUGGUUUGAAUCGGGUUACUUGCCAAACAAGGAAGAGUAUCUUGAGAACGGGAUCGUGAGUUCAGGAGUACAUUUGGUGAUGCUCCACUUCUUUUAUCUGUUGGGUGAAGAAAUCACCGACGAGAAAGCGGAACUAAUGGAGAAUAACCCAAAGAUCGUAUCGUCGGUAGCUACAAUUCUCCGACUUCACGACGAUCUCGGAAGUGCAAAGGACGAGAAGCAAGAUGGGUUUGAUGGAUCAUAUGUGAGAUGCUACGUGAAUCAGCAUCAAGGAUCGACAGUUGAAGAAGCAAGAACACAUUCCCUCCAGAUGAUUUCCGAGGCAUGGAAGCGUUUGAACGAAGAGUGUCUGAAUCCGAAUCCAUUCUCCGGUUCGUCCUUUGCCAAAGCUUGUCUCAACGUCGCAAGGACUGUUCCUCUUAUGUACACUUACGACGGCGACCAUCGUCUCCCCGGUCUUGAUGAUUAUCUCAAGUCACUUGUGUCGGACAGGUUUAAUCCAUGUUAAUUUGUUUCGUAAAGUCUAAACUUAUAUCUAGGACAAUUUCAAUUGUGAUCCCAAAGUAUAAAAUCAAGACGUAUAUUGUGAUACUCACAUGUAACAGACAAAGUAUAAAGUAUAAAAUCAAAACGAGUCAUACAAG